CUCCACUUUGUUAUUUCUUUCUUCCCAACCUGAACCAUUCUUCUGUAUAUUCUUGGUGAAAUAAAGCUCAAACACACAAUUUCUUAUAAAACCCACAAGUUUUAUUAUAUUUUCUUGAAAAAAGUUGAAAUUCUUGGGAGGGUAAAAAUGGUGGUGAAGAAGCCAAGAAUAGUGAUAAUUGGGGCAGGAAUGGCAGGGCUGACAGCUGCAAAUAAGCUCUACAAAUCCAGUGGUUCAAAAGGAGCAUUUGAGGUGUGUGUUGUUGAAGGUGGGGAUAGAAUUGGAGGGAGGAUAAAGACCUCAGAGUUUGGUGGUGAUAGAAUUGAGAUGGGUGCUACUUGGAUCCAUGGAAUUGGGGGUAGCCCAGUUCACAGAAUAGCUCAAGAAAUCAAUUCCUUGGAAUCAGACAAGCCAUGGGAGUGUAUGGAUGGGUUUCUUGAUGACCCAAUCACCAUAGCUGAAAAUGGGUAUGUAUUAAAUCCAUCUCUUGUUGACCCUAUCUCAAAUCUCUUCAAGCAUCUAAUGGAUUUUGCUCAAGGAAAAAGGAAAUCAACUCCUUUUGGAAUUGUGAAUGGUGGGAAUGGAAUUGAGCAUGGGAAGAUGAGUGUUGGAUCUUUCCUUAGAAAAGGUCUAGAGGAUUACUGGGAACUUGAAUCAAAAAAAGAAAGAGAGGAGGUGAAUGGGAAUGGGAAUGGGAAUUGGAAUUGGAAUAGGAAGUUGUUAGAAGAAGCAGUUUUUGCAAUGCAAGAAAACACCCAAAGGACUUAUACAGCUGCUAACGAUUUGUUGAAUCUUGAUUACAAUGCAGAGAGUGAAUAUAUUAUGUGUCCUGGUGAAGAAAUCACCAUUGCCAAAGGCUAUUCAAGUGUUAUAGAAUCAUUGGCAUCUGUAUUACCAUCUGGGAUCAUUCAAUUAGGCAAAAAAGUUCGAAAAAUCGAGUGGCAGCCUGAAUAUGAAGUGGGAAUUACAAAAAAUGGUCAUGAUGGUACAAGACCAGUGAAGCUACACUUUCUUGAUGGUACAACUCUAUCAGCAGACCAUAUUAUCAUCACAGUUUCAUUAGGUGUUCUCAAAGCCGGAAUCCGCGAAUUCAAUGAUUCGGGUAUCUUGAAAUUCCAUCCUCCACUCCCAGAUUACAAGAUUGAAGCCAUUUCAAGACUUGGGUAUGGUGUUGUUAACAAGCUUUUCUUGCAACUAAGUCCUGAUUCCUGGGCUGAUUUUGACCGAUUCCCAUUUCUACAACUGGUAUUCCACCAAAGCGAUUCCGAAUUCAAGAACCCGAAAAUCCCAGAUUGGAUUAGGAGGACAGCUUCUGUUUCACCAAUUUAUAAGAAAUCCAGAGUGUUAUUAUCUUGGUUUGCAGGUGAAGAAGCACUUAAGCUAGAAACACUUCCAGAUGAAGUGAUUCUUGAUGAAGUUUCCACAACUUUAUCGACCUUUUUGUCGAAUUCACACGAUUCCCAUCAACAAUCCAAUGGGAAUAUGAUCAAAAACUCCUCAAAAUUGAAACUUUCUAAGGUUUUGAAGAGUCAAUGGGGGAAUGAUCCACUCUUUAUGGGUUCAUAUAGUUAUAUUGCAAUUGGAUCAAGUGGUAGUGAUAUUGACACAUUGGCUGAGCCAUUGCCCAAAUCAAGUGAUUCCCCCCAACUUCAAAUCCUCUUUGCAGGGGAAGCUACACAUAGAACUCAUUACUCUACAACUCAUGGCGCUUAUUUUAGUGGUCUUAGAGAAGCCAAUAGGCUUCUUGAACACUAUCAUUGUAUGGAUUAGAACACUAUGGAGGAGGGUUAUUUUUGUCAUUUCUUUCUUUGAUUUCUAUAUUUUUUGAAAUACCCUUUUCUCUAGUGACUAUCAUUCUCAAUGUUGGGGAAUGAAAGGGAGAGAUGGAGACAUUUGCAAGAUGGGUAGUGAAUGAAUUAUAAAGAAGCUUCUUUU
This is a messenger RNA of Cynara cardunculus var. scolymus (artichoke), 1935 nucleotides long. RefSeq names its product probable polyamine oxidase 5. The transcript has a single exon. The record is from RefSeq and is a predicted model, not a curated record. Gene Ontology annotation, molecular function: polyamine oxidase activity. Bases 148 to 1770 code for a protein of 540 amino acids. NCBI's taxonomy places the organism in Eukaryota, Viridiplantae, Streptophyta, Magnoliopsida, Asterales, Asteraceae.